Volvox carteri f. nagariensis is the source of this 1652-nucleotide messenger RNA. RefSeq lists its product as uncharacterized. The coding region runs from base 237 to 1652 and encodes 471 amino acids. The transcript is spliced from 4 exons. Lineage: Eukaryota; Viridiplantae; Chlorophyta; Chlorophyceae; Chlamydomonadales; Volvocaceae. The record is from RefSeq and is a predicted model, not a curated record.
CAAACUCUUUCAUUCUUAUAGCAGUACGUGCAGGCCCUACCAAGAAACGCUGUUCUGUGGAUAACCAGCUCAUCGCCGCGGGCACGGGCUGCGACAACAUUAGCUUUGAAACCCCCGACCCUUGUAUUCAACGUCUGAUUGCUGUGUCAUCAGCAGCCACCUGUGGCAUCAGCAACCACCUGAUCAUAGCUGCCAGCAGGCGACCCGAGACGGGCGAACAGAAGCACGAGACUCUCAUGCCGCAGGAGCUCCAGCUCUCAUUCGGUGAAGGUUUGGCACAGCUGCACAGUAUGGGCUGCACAGGAAAAGAGGAUGGUGUGAGCUGCGCCGGCCUCGCUUCCUCGGGCGGAAAUCCGCUGGUUUUCGGCAGCUGGCUUCCGGGAGAUUUCGACACACUCGCAUUGAACGCUUCUGUUGGAAGCGUUAUGCCUGCACUUUCUGCUUCACAUGCUGUCGACGUCCGCGCGCUGGAUAAUCCUGCGCUGAGCUAUACCCCGUUUGAGGGUAUUGGGGACGCGCGAGGAUCGUGCACAUACGCGCAGUUGCAGCAGCUGCAACAGCAGCUCAUGCCGACACCAGCUCAGCCCGUGUACUUGGUGCCUGCAGCGCUGCCGUUGUUCACACCCCAACUAGUCCAUUUUCUCGGCGGCAUACCGGGAUUGGUAGCUCCGAACUGGACACCAGCCGCAUCUGCUUGGGGAUUACCGUACGGGACGAGCGUAUGCCCUCCCAUGUCCUAUCAGAACCUGGCAUUUUCAGACAGCACAGGCUUCUGGCUCGAUGGAGUGUACUUUCCAAGCUACGAGCACUUUAUCGCGUAUCGCCGCCGUGCGAUAGCGUACAACUUUCACUACUAUGGCAUCCGUCCCCACUUUCGGCCGCCGCCCGGCCUGCCACGGCCUCGCCCACCCACAUCUGCGAAGUUGGGCGCCACCCUGCCGCGCACAGUACAGUCGGCAGCGGUGCUGUCGGCAAUCGGAACUGGCGCCGCUGCGAGCAGCAAUCCGCCACCCCAUAUAAUCAGUAGCGCAGGAGGCGCAAGCGAGGACGGCAGCGAGUUCCCGUGCGGGUCGCCCGCAAGCAACUCAACUUGCAGCAAUGGCGACAGCGACGAUGCCGGCAGCGACGUUAGCCAUACGGACACCGAGCCGGAGCUCCUGAGCGAAGCGCAGCAGGUGGAUGACGGACUGCGUCACUGUCAGGUGAAGGAACAUUCGGCGUCAUUGACAGAAGCCGUAACCCUGCCGGGAAGUGCGUCAGACCCAUGGAAGCCCGAAAGAUCGCCCGCGCAUGGUCACGGGCUCAUCACCAGCUGCGUGACUUGGACUCCGGUUGCGGCGCCGGUUGCCUUGGCUUGCUGCGCCUGCACCUGCGCGGCCGAUGUGGAGCAGCGUUUCGCGGCUAUUUGCGGCAGCUGCCUUGCAGCGGCAGCGCUUCCACCUCGCACGUUGUCUCCGCUGCGCUGCGGGAACGUGGGAAACAGCGGUGGCAGAGCUGGCACCGAGUUGUGUGACGAGGCCCGGGAGGAUGGGCGGUGCAGUGGAGGUAGCCCUGUGGCUGGUGUGUGCCCUCAGUGGCUGGACCGCCAAUUCUGUGUGUUGGUUGAGAGGGUGGUGCUCGAUGCGCUACUUAGUUUUGAGGACGCCGCUUGA